UUAGCAAAAUUUAUUAUGUAAAUUUAUUUAACUGAUUCAUUAGCACUGUCUCAGCGUGUCUGUAUGUGAUUGUAUCGGCUUGUUUCAUAACAGUGCAAACCUGCGUUUUGGGCCUUUUUUUCGCCCCUUUAACAUUGAGGAAAUUUUUUGCAAUUCAAUUGCGUCGAAGUUUGGACUUACGAACACACAAACAACAACAGAACAGAGAAAUAGAAUCACAACUACAAAAUGGGAAACAAUGGGAGUAGCAAGGCCGAUGCCGAUGGCAGCGAACCACCGCUGGAUGGUGGGAAGCAUAAACAACAUCAUCACAAAUCAAGCACACACUCUUCUAACAGUAACAACAAUGGCAGCAGCGACGUUGUUGUCAGCAACAGCAGCGUCAACAGCGGCGGCAGCAGCAAUAACAGUCUCAAGGUGCAGCCGUCACAAACGCAAACAAUGACGAGAUCGGCAUCGGGCGCGGAUGUAACGGAAAAGUAUCUGACCCAGCUGGUGCCCGUGGACAGAUUGGCCGAAAUAUUGAAGGAACAGACGAGUGCCAAAUACGGCAUUAAUGGCAUAGUCUCCAAUGUAUUUGUGUCUCAAGUGUUUCCACAAUAUACUGACUUGGGGCACCGCCUAUUCCAACUGAUGCACACGAACUCCAAGGCGACCACAAAGCACUUGGGAACCGUCGCCUUUCGACAGCAAUGCGAACGCUUUCUGGGUAUCAUGGACGAUGCCAAAAUCUUGGAGAGCUACAUUAAAAUGUAUGCCCAGGAAGAUAAUCCCGAUUUCAUCGACAAAACCGGCGUCACAAGGCUACUGCACAUCUGCUACACGAUUGCCAUGCAGCACUCUGGUAAUGCGGUGCUUUGCACAGCCAUAAAUCGCACAUUUGGCUCAGUGACCAAGUCGAUAUUCUUCAGUCACGACAGCCUCAGCUUGGGCUAUGUUUGCCGCUGGUUCGAGCAAAAUUUAAUACGUCUAGUGCUGCUGGUGCACAAGUAUUGCGUGCACACGCUUUCCACUGCGUAUCGUGGCCUCGAGCAGCAAACGCAAUCGUGCGGCAUUGAGCUGCAGACUCCGGUGCUGGAGCAGCGCAAUCCAUUUGCAUCCCCAGGCGCAGCAGCAGUGGAUGCCACGGAUCAUAUUGGAAGCCUGAUUGAGUCCCUGAUGCCGCUGUCACAGGCCUGGUUGUUGGCCGGCGCCUUGCCACCGUUGUACUCCAAGCCGCAGACUAUUGUGCCACCGAAUAGCAGCAACAAUAGCAGUGCCUCGUCAGCUGUACAGAUAUUCAAGGAGAAACUAUCGAUGAUGCCUUCGCAUUGGACACUGCUAUACGAUUCCAAUGAGCAUGGUGUGGGUGCUAAUCGUUUUUUGCACCAUGUUCUCGGCUACCGUGGCCCAACCCUAGUUCUGUUGCAUACCAAGGAUGAGCAAACCUACUGCAUUGCUGCACCCAGUGAGUGGAAGGAGACACAUUUGUUUGUCGGUGCCGAAGGCAGCUGUGUCAUUCAGCUGCUGCCAAAAUUUGUGAUACUGGAAAAGAAACCGAACAUUUUGUACCUUAACACCAGCAUACGCGGCUAUCCCAAGGGAUUGCGCGCCGGGGCUGAUCCUCGCAAACCCAUCCUGUCAGUCGAUGAACACUUCGAGAAUGUGGAUUGCAAGGGUAUCGCUGCAUGUCUCAUGUCAAUUGAGGUCUGGGGAUGCGGCGACAAAUCAUCACGCGAAGUGCAAUUGGACAUAAAGAAAUGGCAAAUCAAGGAAGCGGAACGUCAACGUACUGUCAAGUUAACAGCCGCUGAUUGGAUGGAUCAUCCGGAUCGUUAUCUGCUCGAAUUGGGCGGAAGGCAGAAUUACAACAACUAAGCACAACUAUCACUUAUAGUUAAUGUUGUUGUUAUUUACGUUGCGUGUAUUAAUACGAAAGCAAUCGGAGUCAUCGGUGUGCCUUUUUUGAAUUCAAAAACGCGAGAUGAAAAUACGGGGAAUAUUUUUAAAAAUAAUAAUUAUGCUUGAUUAUUCUUUCAUUUGUUCAUGCGCACCACAAGAUGAUUAAACACUGGACUGAAUUGUUUGUACGUUGAUGUUGAGUAAUAACCGAAUUUUUGUAAUGUUUCUUGCUUUCGUUUAAGCGCAAUUUGAUUUCGAUUGAUAUUCUUUUUUUAAUCUAAUAUGCUUGUAAUGCCAUUUAAAUUGUACUUGAUUAUGUUUUUACUUUUGUAUGUACUUAACAAAAGAAACGUUGUCCUUGUCGCCAGUUCUGUAUUGUUUAUAUUACUAAUCGUCAUCUGAUAUUGCAAUCUUAAUUGUCAGGUAAUUUAGAUUUCCCGUUUAUCUCUAUAUUUGCCUUCAUUUUCAUUUUUGGUUUUUAUCUUUAAAUGCAAGUAUUACGAAAAGACAAAAAUGCUUAAAAUAAAAAAUACAAUAAUAAACAUAAUCAAAUGUUGCAACAAAAAAAAUGGAAAUAAAUCUUUUUAUGACUGGGCGCUGAUUUCGUGAAGUCGUUAAAAUAAUUUGACGUGGCUUAUCAGUCAGUCACAACUCAUUAAUGGGUUAUCUUACAGCACAUACAGACAAGAAAGUGUUGAUUCAUGAUUCACGUAUUUUGUUUAUCUAAUAAAAAGGGUUUGAUAAAAACCGAAUAUUUAAAAUUGGUUUACUAUACAGAAAUCUAAAUCAACAAAAGAUAUUAAUAAAUUUAGCAAUUAUUUUCAUACUUUGAUCAAGCCAAUGAAGAAACAUUCUGAAUAUAUUUUUAAAACUUUCAUCUUGAAAAAAAAUAAAGGCAUGAUAAUCGUUCUUGACGACUACUAAAAUCAAACAGACUCAAUCACUUUUUAGAUUACUUAGGGGUAUUUUCAAAAUAAGCGAUAAAUAAGCAUAUUAAAAAUAAAACAAAUUAUUAUAUUGUUUUGCAUAAAUGAGCUAGUGUAAAAAAAUAUUCGAUUAAAUGAAUCAGCCAAUUUAAAAUUAGAAACCAAAAUAUAAAAAACAUAAUUUCAAUUGGUUUUGCAUAAUUAUAUUAUUGAGAAUUACAUUAUUUUUACAGAAUAUAAGUAUGUUUUCAAGAGAAAUUACGCCCUUUUCUGACCGGCAGUCACAUAAUUCACAUUCGUUUGCUUUAAGUGUAUCAAAUUGUUCUAUUAUGCAACAGACAAACAAAGUACGGAGUACCGAAUACGGCGCACUGAACAUGAUAUACAACUAGGCUAAUAGAGACACCAACUACUGACGUCCAUAGAUCAAACAUUUACUAUCAUAUGUAUCUAACUGCAUGUUGCAUAUGGGUUUUCUGGGUAUUUGUAUAAGUAUGAACUUCUAAUUGUCUAAGAAUUUCAUAGUAAAAAACAGAGCAUAUUCUACAUAGCUAUAAAAAAUGUUUUGCAGCCCUUCGUUUCGAUAUAUAUUGCAUACAUAUAAUGAAGAUUCUUUGGAAUUACAUAUAGGCAUGUGAUGCGCGUGUAAAAUUUUCACAUAUGCAGCUAGGGUACAAAUAGAUCAUAUAUACACAUGUAUACAUGUAUAUAUGGUGUGUAUAUUUCUAAAUCAGUUGUUUGCUUUCGCAUCCAAAACUAAGGCCACGCAAUUUGAAAACUCCCAAUUUGAUUGGGUUGCCAAAUGAACAGUCGGUUGUUAAUAUGUAUGUGAGUAUUUGACACUAAUAAUAUUGCUUAUAAAAGCGGAAAAGAAACAAAAAGUGAAAGGAAUUGAUGCUUCGCUAAUUUUGAUAAGUAUAAAUUGGAGAGAAAUCAUAAAUAAAUAUCGUUGCAUCAUUAUCUUGCAUUGAUCUAGGUGAUGUACUCUCUAUCGCGACGACGUCGCGUAGUGGAUGCAACAACUAUAACUGGCAUCUGCUCAAUAUUGUCCGCAUUCGAGACAUCGUCAUCGUCAACGUCUUGACCAUCAUCGUCGUCGUCAUCGUCAUCUAUAUUGUCA
Molecule: messenger RNA, 3927 nt
Organism: Drosophila nasuta
Lineage: Eukaryota; Metazoa; Arthropoda; Insecta; Diptera; Drosophilidae
Exons: 5
Coding region: 229-1857 (542 amino acids)
Source: RefSeq, a predicted model, not a curated record